This is a messenger RNA of Symsagittifera roscoffensis, 3611 nucleotides long. Its product is annotated as centrosomal protein of 162 kDa-like. Gene Ontology annotation, cellular component: centrosome; axonemal microtubule; centriole. The transcript is spliced from 17 exons. The coding region runs from base 75 to 3611 and encodes 1178 amino acids. NCBI's taxonomy places the organism in Eukaryota, Metazoa, Xenacoelomorpha, Acoela, Convolutidae. Gene Ontology annotation, biological process: cilium assembly. The record is from RefSeq and is a predicted model, not a curated record.
UUGUGAUAAACUUAUUAAAUAGGUUUACAUGACCUCAAAUUAUACUUAGCUCGAAAACAAACGCCUGUGUGUGCAUGAUGAGUUCUGCAAAGAUCACUCGGGUGUCUAGUUCGGUGAGUAACUACUCGGACGUGGAUGAGAAGGACAUCGAGAACAUCCUCAACGAGAUAUCUGAUGACUCGUCGAGAAGCAGAGAAAGUGUUAAUAGACAGCGUCCGGGCAGUGCCAAAUAUAGAAGUAAGAAGGGAGGAGGGGGAGGCCACUGGUGGUCACAGGACAGCGAAGAAGAGUUGGGAGUGACGGGGUCUCAGUUCCUCAAAUCAUCCGCUACUUCCAAGAAGUCCAGGGGUGAUGAUGAUGAGGAGAAAGGAGAAGGCGGAGGACUGUUUGUGCCCCCAAUCAAUGCCUCAUUCAGCACCAACAAUAGCAUGAGCUCAUCACUACAUAAGCCAGUAGAGAAACAACAAUCCCCACAUGCAAUUCCAAUUCAAGUUCCAAUUGGUCAAAACUCGUACGAACUGGAAGAUGAAGAAGUGAAGCCGAUGGACAGGACUGGCGACAUUGCAACUAGUGGUGGGAUCGGACAGGAUACUCUAGAGGAGAUAGAAGACAAGGCACGCUUCUUCAAAGAACUGGAGAACACUAAUGAUAGUGUGGAUUUCAGCCAGCUCAACAAGCAAAUCCAAGGCCAAGAUACGAUGAAGUCGUUGAUUGAGAACCAAGGAAAGAUAGGAAACUUGAGUUCGGAUGGGAACAACGAAGGUUCUGACGAGUUCGGAGCUGGAGCUAAAGGUGAUGUGAUCAGCGACAUCUUAGCAGAAAUGGAAAGGUCAAAGACAAAAAGGAAAACGGAAAAGCAGGGGUCAAAAGGUCAAAGUGGAGGAGGAGGAGCAGAAAAUAAGAAACCACCCCCCGGUGGAAAUACUUUGUUAGGAAGAGUUGAGUUGGAAUCGACCGAAUCAGCUCUUCUGGGGAAGAAGUCGAUUGCAUUCUCGCAGAAUUCAAAAGACGGCUCAGAUGAGUUGGACGGACCCUCGCCUCCCAUGAGCUACAAAAACACAAUGCCAAUUUCUGCACUCACUGGAACUUCAACUCAGUUUGAAGCGAUCCAUCGUGCUUUUGAAGAUGCUCAAGAACCAGGAAUUAAACUCCAACAAACUGGAGGCUCAACUUAUGCAGACGAUGCUACCCUCCCAAAAGACCCCACGGGAGCUCUGAGGAACUCAGAUUUAGUAUCGCGUCAGAUGACCGGCGGAAGUGUGUAUUCGUCUGCAGACGUGAGAGGUUCCUCGGAAUAUUCGGAGAAAAACGCAAUGCGGUUCCUUGAUCCGAGUGACUCGAGAGGGUUCGACCUGCUACCGGCAUCAGGUGUCCCGUUGAUUACAGCAGGAGGCGAGUCAGUCGAUGACUCUAGGAGUCCUAUAUCCACUUCGAAGAGCGAUCAAAACAUAUCAUUGGACCAUCAUUAUCUGGCGCCCCCGAAGAACAGCGGUGGAGUGCCGAAAACCAGUCAGCCAUUUGUACUCAAGUCUAUCCUGAAGAACUCCACGUCCGUCGUUCAGCCCCCAGUUAGUGGGAUAUCACCGGAAAAUAUCUCAAAAUCUGCGAGCGGCAGAACAAAAGAGUCCAAGAAAACCAAGCGCACAGGUUCCAAAAGCCCUGAAAAGAAACGUAGCACGAAAGGCACUCAAGGUAAGAACGACUCCUCGGUCAUUCGUCACUCUUCGCCCAAGACACCAACUGCUUCCAAACGAGCUAACAACGCAGGUUCCCGAGGCAGGCCCGCUGCUAAGCAAGCUCCGGGCAGCAGUAGUAGCUCUCCUAAAGAGUCGCCUAAAGUAUGGAAUUAUGGUCAGAAAAGAACCAAGGAUGUUCAAAAUGAAGACAUGUAUGGAGGAUAUACCAAGGGGGCACUGGACCAGGAAUUAGACCAUUUGUCCCCAAUUCGACCGAGAAUGGGUGAAUCGAUAAGUAAAAGACAGAUAAGUGGUUCCAGGCACAGUAGCAGAAGUCCAUCUGGUGGUUCUUCAUCUUCACCUGUGAAGUACUCUGAAGUGGAGAUGAUUCUAGUCGAUCAGCUGAAGGGCGAAAUGAGAAUGAAGGAGAUCAACUGGAGGCGGAAGGAGGAGCAGUUGGUGAAGGAGUUCCAGUCACAGACAGAACAGCUCCAUCAGGACAACUUCGCCCUCAAAGCACAGCUCCAUGCAACGUUAGACGAUUUGAACAAAGGCAGAGGCUCGUCGCCCACCCGCAACUACAACCAGGCAUCUCCCUCUCCUCGAAACUUCCCUAGGGGCAAAUUAGGGACUGGUCACUUGAACGAAAGAGGGGAUCAUAACCAGGCGGUGAAGUUGCCCCAAAAUGUGACAGAGGCUCAGUGGCUGGAGUUGAAGCAACAGCUGGCAGAACAGGAAAACCUCAUAUCAGGGUACCAGAAGGAGAAUGAGAGACUGUACGAGGAGAUUAAGAGUCUCAAAUCGGAGGGGGGAGGGGGAGGGACGAGAGAAAAGAGCGCGACUGCAGCCAUGUUCAAGGAGAACCAGAAACUUCUCAAAGAAAUUGGAAACCUCAGGGAUCUGCUAGAUGACCGGGAUACCGAAUUGCGUGGUUUACAGCAGAUGAUGGCUAACAAUAACAACAAUAUGCGCAACCCAUUUUCACCCUCAUCUUCACCCACGACAGCCAAUCAUAAAGCAGAAUCAAACGUGCCAAUCAAUACUCAUAAAAGUCCUGCAGAGGUCAACUCAGGUCAAAACAAGAAAAAUUCAUCAGUUUCACCUUCAAGGCUAUCGCCCUCGCCCAAUGCGAAGUUGGCGAGGACUAGUACAACUAGUUCUCCAGUAUCAGCAUAUGUGAAUAAUAGAACAGUUGAAAAAAUGAGGCUGGAGUUGCUAGAGAAGAAAGAUUACAUCGAUAGAAUCGAAGGUCGAAUUCAGGAGUUGGAGCAUGAAGUAGCCACUGAAAAGAGCAGCCACAUGUCUCAGAAGGACAAGGAUGCAGCUAAUAUCAGGGAACUGCAGUGGCAGCUGACGCAGUUGGAGAAGAGGUGGGCCCUCAAUGCCAACAGAGACUCUGUUUCCGCCCUAAUGAGGGGAACGACGACCAAUAACUCCACGAGAAGAAGCACUUCUCCCACCAAAGGCCACCCAGUCACAGUGGGCAGCCUGCUUGAAGACAAGGUGCAUCGAUUAGAGACCGAGCUGGCGUGUAAGGAGGAGAAGGCGAGCGAGUCUGUGAAGACACUGCAUCAGAAGUAUGCUAAUGUCAAGACUCAAUACGAGUUCAAAGUGAAGAAGUUGGAAUCUGAAUUGAGCGUGGCGAGGAAUGAGUUAGCAGCUGCAACUCUGGGACCCAACCACAAGGACCUGGACAAGGACCAUGUACGGACAUCACUGGAGAUGGACGAAGGGAAGAGAGCGAGGAGCAAGUCACCUCGCAACAGUGUCUAUCUCGAACAGGAGCUGGAGGCGACACGGCAGCGGGCGAAUGAUAAAGUGGCUCAGUUGGAAGCUCAAGUGGCUGAUUUGAAGCGACAGUUGAAGAACCAGUCGACUGCAUCAAAUAAACCCAUAAAAACUAGUAAGUCAAAGUGGAGGAAAAAGGAAGCUUGA